AUGAUAUUUUAUACGACUAACUUCAUAACGCUGGGGGUGGCGUGUAGCUUUCUCUUUUUCCAACAGCGCUCGAAAGACGUCAAGGAUUCAGAUCGAAUUGUAGUGGGCGCUUCUGACGCUGGAGUAGUGGCCACGUUGAAGGAUGCGACAUCGAAAUUCGCACGACUUUAUCUUGUGGUCUAUGCCCUGACGAUGGGCGCGGACUGGCUUCAGGGGGCGCACAUCUAUGCUUUAUAUCGCGAGCAGAUGGGAUUCUCGGAGGAGACGGUGGCCAGCUUCUUUACAGCGGGAUUUCUGUCCGGCGCCGUGAGCGCGUAUUUCGUCGGCAGCUUGGCGGAUAGACUCGGGAGACGGCUGAUGUGCCUCACGUACUGCGUUGCCUACACGCUCUCGUGCCUCUCCACGCUGUACCGGUCCACGGCGGUGCUGUAUGGCGGCCGGCUGCUCGGCGGCGUGUCGACGUCCAUCCUGUACAGCUGCUUCGAGUCGUGGAUGGUGACAGAGUUCCAUUCCCGGGGGCUCGCCCAUGGGGGUGCGCUCAGCCGAUUGUUUGGCGUGCUGACGGCGGCGAACUCGGUGGUGGCGAUUGCGGCGGGAGUGUCGAGUGAGUGGCUGGUGGGCGUGACGGGGACGAGGGAGAGCCCGUUUAUGGCGGCGUGUGUGUUGCUGGCGGUUGCGUUUGUGGUUAUGUUGGUGACUUGGAACGAGAAUUAUGGUUCGAAAUCAAGCACCCCCGGGAGUGCCGUAUCAAGGAAUGCACUCUCUGUGGUUUUCAACGACAAGCGCAUCCUCGCCCUCGUGGCCGCAUCCUGCUGUCUCGAGGCCUCCAUGUAUAUCUUCGUCUUCCUCUGGUCGCCCUCCCUGCAGGCCGUCAACCCCCGCGGCGACACACUCCCCUACGGCAUCAUCUUUGCCAACUUCAUGGCGUCCAUGAUGCUCGGCUCGUACCUCUUCAACCUGCUCGCCGGGCGGGUGAUCGGGCACCCGCGGCUGCUCGUGUGGGUGUUUGCGGCGGCCGCGGCGGCGCUGUACACGGCCGUGUAUGCGCGGAGCGAGUAUGCGGUCUUCUAUGCGUUCUGCGUGUUUGAGGCGUGCGUGGGCAUGUAUUUCCCCGCGAUGGGCGUGCUGAAGGGCCGCAUUGUGGGCGAUGCGCAGCGCGCGGGAGUGUAUGGCGUGUUGCGGAUUCCGCUGAAUGUGGUGGUGGUGGCGGCGUUGGGGGCGGUGGGGCGGGUGGAGAGGGAGAGUUUGUUGUUGGGUUGUUGUGCGAUGUUGGUGGCGGCGUGUGGGUUCGUCGGGCAUUAUAUUGACUAG
Messenger RNA from Morchella importuna, 1311 nucleotides. RefSeq lists its product as uncharacterized. The transcript is spliced from 5 exons. Gene Ontology annotation, cellular component: membrane. Lineage: Eukaryota; Fungi; Ascomycota; Pezizomycetes; Pezizales; Morchellaceae. The record is from RefSeq and is a predicted model, not a curated record. Gene Ontology annotation, molecular function: molybdate ion transmembrane transporter activity. Bases 1 to 1311 code for a protein of 436 amino acids. Gene Ontology annotation, biological process: molybdate ion transport.